AUGAAUAAGACGGAUCUGUUUCAGAUAUGGAAUUAUGAUGGAAAAAUACUCUAUCAUGAGAUCAUAGAGGCCACAGAGGAUUUCAGUGCCAGAUAUUGCAUUGGGAUGGGAGGAUCUGGAAAUGUUUAUAGAGCAAUGUUAUCUACAGGCCAAAUUGUAGCUAUAAAGAAAUUGGAGCAUGCCUCAAAUGGAUAUGGCGACAUGAUUGUCCCAAAAUCUUUUAGAAAUGAGAUUCGUGCAUUAACUGAAAUACGACAUMGGAAUAUUGUCAAGCUUUAUGGUUUCUGUUCACAUGCGAAUUGCUCAUUUUUUAUUUAUGAAUAUUUGGAGAGAGGAAGCUUGGCAAAGGUACUUGGUAGUAUGGAGCAUGCAAAGGAGUUGGAUUGGAGCAAGAGAAUAAAUGUGAUUAGAGCUGUAGCCAAUGCUUUAUCAUACAUGCAUCAUGACUGCUUACCUCCAAUAGUUCAUCRAGACAUUUCUAGCAAGAAUAUUUUGCUAGAUUUAGAAUAUGAAGCUCGUGUCUCUGAUUUUGGCAUUGCUAAACUUCUAAAGCUCAAUUCAGCCAAUUGUACAUCUCUUGCUGGAACGCAUGGUUAUAUUGCUCCAGAGCUCGCUUAUACAACGAAGGUUACAGAAAAAUGUGAUGUAUAUAGUUUUGGAGUGCUAACACUAGAAGUGUUGAUGGGAAGGCAUCCGGGUGAUUUAACAUUUUCUUUGUUCUCGUCGUCGUCGUCAUCUCCAUCCUCAGUUGGGCAGAAUAUAUUGGUGAAGGAUGUCUUGGACAAUCGCCUGCCUCCGCUCACGCCUCAAGUUGCAGAUGAAGUAGUAGUUAUAGUUAAACUAGCACCCAAAUGCCUGCAUCAAACACCACAAUCACGGCCUACCAUGCAACAGGUGUCUCAAGAGCUAUUAUCCUGCAAAGCACCUUCUCCAUAUCUGUUCUAUAAAAUUACAUUGGGACAACUAUUGAAUGGCGAGUUAUGA
Nelumbo nucifera (sacred lotus) is the source of this 984-nucleotide messenger RNA. The record is from RefSeq and is a predicted model, not a curated record. NCBI's taxonomy places the organism in Eukaryota, Viridiplantae, Streptophyta, Magnoliopsida, Proteales, Nelumbonaceae.